AUGCUUCAUUCAGUGGCACACCACCUAGCUAUGCCUAUGAUGCAGACCGUGCUGAAGAACAGAGGCGACAUCAUGAUAUGAUGCCCUAUAUUGAUGACUCGCCAUCAUCCUCACCCCAUCUCAGUUCCAAGAGUCGGGGCAGCCGAGACACCCUAUCUUCAGGGUCUCUGGAAUCUACAAAAUCAAGUGAGCCAGACCUGGAGAAAGGCCUGGAGAUGAGAAAAUGGGUCCUAUCAGGAAUCCUAGCCAGUGAGGAAACCUACCUGAGCCACCUGGAGGCUCUGCUGCUGCCUAUGAAACCUUUGAAAGCAGCUGCCACCACCUCUCAGCCUGUGCUGACUAGUCAGCAGAUCGAGACAAUAUUCUUCAAAGUGCCUGAGCUCUAUGAGAUCCACAAAGAAUUCUAUGAUGGGCUUUUUCCCCGAGUGCAGCAGUGGAGUCACCAGCAGCGUGUAGGGGACCUCUUCCAGAAGCUGGCCAGCCAGCUGGGAGUGUACCGGGCCUUUGUGGAUAACUAUGAAGUUGCUAUGGAGACAGCAGAGAAAUGCUGCCAAGCCAAUGCUCAGUUUGCUGAAAUCUCUGAGAAUCUAAAGGCUAGAAGCACAAAGGAAUCUAAAGAUCAGACGACGAAAAAUUCCUUGGAAACUCUACUAUACAAGCCAGUCGAUCGAGUGACUCGCAGCACACUUGUUUUGCAUGAUUUGCUCAAGCACACUCCAGUGAGCCACCCUGAUCAUCCACUCCUGCAGGAUGCUCUGCGGAUCUCACAGAACUUCCUCUCCAGCAUCAAUGAGGAGAUCACUCCUCGUCGGCAGUCAAUGACUGUAAAGAAGGGGGAGCACCGGCAGCUGCUGAAGGACAGUUUCAUGGUGGAGCUGGUUGAGGGGGCUCGCAAGCUACGUCAUGUCUUUCUUUUUACUGAUCUGUUCCUGUGUGCCAAGCUCAAGAAGCAGAUUGGAGGGAAAAGCCAACAAUAUGACUGCAAAUGGUACAUCCCCCUCACUGACCUUAGUUUCCAAAUGGUGGAUGAAUCUGAGGCAGUGCCCAAUAUCCCACUGGUACCUGAUGAGGAACUAGAUGCCAUGAAGAUCAAGAUAUCCCAGAUCAAGAAUGACAUCCAGCGUGAAAAGAGGGCUAAUAAAGGCAGCAAGGUCAUUGAGAGGUUGAAAAAGAAGCUGUCAGAGCAGGAAUCCCUCCUACUGCUGAUGUCUCCCAACAUGGCCUUCCGGGUACACAAUCGCAAUGGCAAGAGUUACACAUUCCUCAUUUCAUCUGACUAUGAAAGGGCAGAGUGGAGGGAGAACAUCCGGGAGCAGCAGAAGAAAUGUUUUAAAAGCUUCUCGCUCACAUCAGUGGAACUCCAGAUGCUGACAAACUCCUGUGUGAAGCUUCAGACAGUCCACAACAUUCCCCUCACUAUUAAUAAGGAAGAUGAUGAAUCGCCAGGUCUCUAUGGAUUCCUGAAUGUCAUUGUGCACUCUGCCACAGGAUUCAAGCAAAGUUCAAAUUUGUACUGCACGUUAGAGGUGGAUUCUUUUGGAUAUUUUGUGAACAAGGCUAAGACUAGAGUUUACAGGGACACCACGGAGCCCAACUGGAAUGAGGAGUUUGAGAUUGAGCUGGAGGGCUCACAAACUCUGCGGAUUCUGUGCUAUGAAAAGUGCUACAACAAAACCAAGCUUACUAAAGAGGAUGGAGAGAGCACAGAUCGCAUAAUGGGCAAAGGACAGAUCCAGCUGGACCCACAGGUGUUGCAGGACAAAGAUUGGCAACGCACGGUCAUCUCAAUGAAUGGAGUUGAAGUGAAGCUGUCAGUGAAGUUCACCAGUCGGGAGUUUAGCCUGAAGAGGAUGCCAUCCCGGAAACAGACCGGGGUUUUUGGGGUCAAGAUUGCUAUUGUCACAAAGAGAGAGAGGUCGAAGGUGCCUUACAUAGUUCGCCAGUGUGUGGAGGAGAUAGAGCGGCGUGGGAUGGAGGAGGUGGGCAUCUACCGUGUCUCUGGGGUGGCAACUGACAUCCAAGCUCUGAAAGCCGCCUUUGAUGUCAAUAACAAAGACGUGUCAGUGAUGAUGAGCGAGAUGGAUGUUAACGCCAUUGCAGGCACCUUGAAAUUGUACUUCCGGGAACUGCCUGAACCCCUCUUCACAGAUGAGCUGUACCCCAACUUUGCUGAGGGCAUUGCACUUUCAGACCCUGUUGCAAAGGAAAGCUGUAUGUUGAAUCUGUUGUUAUCACUUCCAGAGCCCAACCUUGUGACAUUCCUUUUCCUUUUGGACCAUUUAAAAAGAGUUGCUGAGAGGGAAAGCGUUAACAAGAUGUCCCUGCAUAAUCUUGCAACUGUCUUUGGACCAACACUGCUCAGACCUUCAGAGAAGGACAGUAAAAUCCCUGCCAACCCGACCCAGCCCAUCACAAUGACGGAUAGUUGGUCGCUAGAAGUCAUGUCCCAGGUUCAAGUUCUUCUGUACUUCCUGCAGCUAGAGACUAUCCCUACUCCAGACAGCAAGAGGCAAAGCAUUCUCUUCUCCACAGAGGUGUAG
Molecule: messenger RNA, 2540 nt
Organism: Nestor notabilis (Kea)
Lineage: Eukaryota; Metazoa; Chordata; Aves; Psittaciformes; Psittacidae
Gene: BCR
Product: breakpoint cluster region
Exons: 22
Biological process (GO): intracellular signal transduction; positive regulation of GTPase activity
Cellular component (GO): membrane
Molecular function (GO): GTPase activator activity; guanyl-nucleotide exchange factor activity
Source: RefSeq, a predicted model, not a curated record